AUGGUAUACUUUCCUGGCACUGAAUAUCGAUUCCAUACCAGCUGUAUGAGCGAAGCCCAAAAGUAUCAAGGCGCUCUCUACAAGGAAAAGAACAACCACAGCAACAAGAAGAAUAAGACAAACAACAACCAGCCUCAGGCCGCCCCCGUUCACCAAUACGGCGCCAUGGCUCAACACGCAUACGUCGAAGAGGUCCCCGACGCCGAGUUCGAAUCCUUCCCGUACGAGGCCAGCGACAACGGUAACUCGCCCGCCGAACUCCUCCCUGAGGCCCCAACACCCCCCUCGGCCAAUGAAGGCAACGUCAACGUCUUUGACUUCCUCGAUCCGUCUGCAACACCCAAUGCGUCUACUCUGGGGGCCAAGGAACCAACCGAGGAAACACAGCUUGUACGCUACGAGUAUGAUGCCGAAGCUUACUUGGAUGACGACGGUGCAAUGGUCGACGGGGACCGACAUGCCCUCGUGCAAUAUGGCACCGGACCGAUUCCCAUGGGUUACGAGACCCCUGCCCCGAAGCACGAGCGGAGAAGAAAAGAUGGCAGCGAGAAGAAAGACAAGAAACGCAAGCGCCUUCACGUUGACACUGACCAGAUGAUGGUUGACGCCCCUCCCGCCUUGGCUCACUCGGGCUUGACUGGCGGCCUCAAAACUUUGAUGCGUCCCGUCUUCCCGCCUUCGCCCGACUAUUCCGGCGGCGACGUCGCCGACCCAGGCCUGACCAGCCCGCUCAAAAAGACCAAAAGCUCGAAGCAGAAGAAAGAGAACGGAUUUGGCAGCAACAUCCUCGAUAUGCUGAACAUGAACGGUGCCAAGACAAAGACCAAGACCAAGACCAAGAAACGUAAGGUCUCGUCAUCCACCAAGAAGCACUCCCGCCACCACCGGCCCGACAGCGAGAAGCCCCCCAAGCUGAUUGAGUAUCGCCCGGGCUCUCGCGACAGCAAGAAGGGCGAGAACGGUGACGGCGAAGGGCAGAUGAUUGUCUACCGCCCCCGCGCCGACCUCUUCCUGUCCUUAGUCAACAAGGGCCCCGAGAGCGAGCGCGGCUGCAGCAUGAAUAAGGCCCUCAAGCGCUUCCACCGCGAGCGCUCCGAGUCCGAGGAUAGCCUUGGAAAGCUUUCGGAAGAGAAGGAGCUAUGGCGGUCGCUGCGUCUCAAGCACAACGAUCGUGGGGAGAUUGUCCUCUUCACGGCCUGA
Molecule: messenger RNA, 1200 nt
Organism: Colletotrichum graminicola M1.001
Lineage: Eukaryota; Fungi; Ascomycota; Sordariomycetes; Glomerellales; Glomerellaceae
Product: LYAR-type C2HC zinc finger
Exons: 2
Coding region: 1-1200 (399 amino acids)
Source: RefSeq, a predicted model, not a curated record